AUGAUUCAUGAACUCAUCCACUACCUUGCAGAUCUGUCUUUCGACAAAGACAAUAGGUUGUUUUUAAAAGCAGGAAUAACGAACGAUUUUAACAUCUGUCAGAGCAGAGUUUAUUCUCCGGUAGAUGCCGCAAUGCAGUCGGGGGCAAAAGUGGACAGGAACGGAGAGAUAUGGAACACCAGGGAAACAAUUAUGAAGCUUCCAAAAACAAAACGUUUGAUUGCUGAGCUUAGCGUCGCAGCACAGCGGUACGGGAUUGCAGGGGAAAGACGUUAA
Podarcis lilfordi (Lilford's wall lizard) is the source of this 276-nucleotide messenger RNA. Lineage: Eukaryota; Metazoa; Chordata; Lepidosauria; Squamata; Lacertidae. The record is from the annotation of a GenBank genome assembly.